GACAUGCAUAGCAUGUUGACUCUGCUCUGUACGAGCUGUAGUCUAUCAGCUUCGUGGUUGUGGCAAUCCUUCGCUGUUGAGUUGCUUCCGCGAAAAGUUUUAUUCCAGGAACCAUCCGAAAAAGGCCCUUGCCGCACGCCACAAGCAAAGGUUCGAGUUUUCUUUUCCCCCCUUUCUGAACUUACUCUGUCCCUAGAUAGUCUACUUUUGCUAUGCUGCCCUUCCACAAAGGCAAUGUGCGGAGGAGAGUAACACAAGUAGCACCAAAAAGAUAAAAGAUUGUUUUCUGCAUUAGCCAGUUAUCACGUGAUAUCAAGCUGAGCCGGGCCCAUCCCGCCCUUGAGUCAGCCUCAGCGAUUGCGGACAAAAAGACUGUUUUCUGAACCCCGCCGUGAAGCCGCCAAACAACUGAAAAAAUCACCACAGCAGCCAUGGGUUCAGAACUAUCGCCGCAAGAGAAGCUUGACCUGAUUAAGCUGAAUCUCCAAGAGGUUUUAAAAUCGGAGAUUCUCGAAGAUAUAAUUAUUCGCCAAAACAGAGCCCCCGUCAUUUAUUGGGGUACUGCGUCGACCGGCCGAAUUCAUUUGGGCUACCUGGUCCCGAUAGUUAAACUUGCCCAUUUCCUCCGAGCGGGCUGUCAUAUCAAGAUCCUCCUUGCUGACAUCCAUGGCUUCCUUGACAACCUCAAGGCCCCAAUCGAACUGGUCAAUUUCCGCGCGGAGUACUAUCGCCAUUCCAUCACGGCCCUGCUCGAAGCUGUCCAUGUCCCGACAGACAAGCUUGAAUUCGUGCUCGGCAGCUCCUACCAAUUAUCGCCCAAGUACACCAUGGACCUCUUUCGUCUGAGUAGCGUGGUGACAGAGCACGAUGCGAAGAAGGCCGGUGCCGAAGUGGUGAAGCAGGUAGAUAAUGCUCCGCUAUCGGGCCUUAUCUAUCCUCUGAUGCAGGCCUUGGAUGAAGAGCAUCUGGGCGUGGAUGCGCAGUUUGGUGGAGUUGAUCAGCGAAAGAUCUUCACGCUCGCGAUGGAAACACUGCCGCGUGUGGGAUACAAGGAGCGGGCCCAUCUGAUGAAUCCGAUGGUUCCUGGGUUGGCGGGCGGAAAGAUGUCCGCGUCCGACCCGGACUCUAAAAUUGAUAUCCUGGACACUCCGGACGUGGUGAAGAAGAAGCUAAAGAAGGCGUUUGCUGCACCGAGAGAAACAGAGGGCAACGGGAUUGUGAGCUUCGUCGAAUACGUCUUACUCCCCGUGAGCGCGCUGGAGAAUCCGGAAGGAAAGGGUAAAUUUACCGUUGACAGAAGUGAGGAGGAAGGUGGGCCGUUGGUUUACGAUAAUAUUGAAUCACUCAAGGAAGAUUACAGAGCCGAUAAGCUUACACCGCAACUCUUGAAGUUUGCUGUGACGAGUGCUCUUAAUAAUCUCCUCGCACCCAUCCAAGCCUCAUUCCAGGCAAAUUCUGUGUGGCAAGAAGUCACAAAGAAAGCCUAUCCGCCCCCACCAGAACCAGAGAAGAAAAAGAAGAAAGUAAAGGACAAAGGCUCGAGACACCCGGGGGCAGCGAAGAACGUGGUUGCACAGCCCGAUGGGUCCGUUGAAGGGCCAGAAAGUAGCAAAGUUGCUGUUGGGGCUGGAGUUGAGGAUGCGAUGGAAAAAUUGGACAUGAAAAAGUAAUGCGAAGAAACAUGUGUUGAAAAAGAGUUCUAGAGGCGAUGGAUAGACCUAACAUGACCACUAACGAAUCGUCAAGAUGAUUCCUUUUUUGCUUUGUCUUUUCCUAGGGCCUUGAAGCUUGAAUCUAGCGUAAAGAGAUAUUUAUCAAGUACAUUCUCUGUAC
Messenger RNA from Coccidioides immitis RS, 1833 nucleotides. Its product is annotated as tyrosyl-tRNA synthetase. NCBI's taxonomy places the organism in Eukaryota, Fungi, Ascomycota, Eurotiomycetes, Onygenales, Onygenaceae. Gene Ontology annotation, biological process: tyrosyl-tRNA aminoacylation. The transcript has 3 exons. The record is from RefSeq and is a predicted model, not a curated record. Bases 432 to 1670 code for a protein of 412 amino acids. Gene Ontology annotation, molecular function: tyrosine-tRNA ligase activity; ATP binding.